AUGCCCGGAUUAAUAAGGCCUCAUAUACAACAGCUUAGCUCGCCUAUUUCCAAGAAGCAACGUGUAUCUGCCAAGGAAUCCUCCAUCUUCCCAUACCCCGCCGUCCCAAGCGAGUGCAUCGACCAUCAUGAAGAUCUUAUACCCGAUGCGAUCGAAAUGUUUCGGGAAAUGGUUGAGAUACCAAAAACAAACUCAUCUGAGUGGGGGAAUAAGGAAGCCGCAGCCGCGCGUGCCCUUCUCGAACCGAACGUGACCAAUGCGAAUCAGCAGCUAAUUCGAACCCACCACCCUUCUCUCAGCCACCUCCAUCUUGUCUGGAUGGUACAAGAGUCCAAAGACAAGGGGCUGGAAAUCCAUGUUCAACCCUGGGGACAUGUGGAGCGGACAACCGUUGUGUGGCCCAAACUCCAGCCAGACCCUCUCAAUAACAUCUUAAACCCCCGCAAAUUCCUUUCUCAAGAUGAUCUACACCUAUUACGGGAGAUGUUUCCGUGUGCGCUCGGCAUUAGGGUGUUUAUAAGUGGUUUCAUCGUGAUUCUCUUCAAGAGCCGCUCUGAUAUCGAAUAUUCCUGGCUACAUGAUGGAUUUUCAGAUAGCUUCGGUUGCUUACGCCUACGGUACGAUAUCCUCCAAGAUGAACCGACUCGGAAUGUUAUUCCUCGAGGUGCGGCAAUUACUACCAGACCCGACUGUAUCGAUGGAUACGCCGCGUUAGGUUUGAAGCUUCGUUUCCCAAGUGGGCAAGAGGCGAUUACGGUCCCCACGCACGCAUUUGUCACUCUCCGAUCGAUGCUUCCAAUGCCCCUACUUUGUGUGAGUGAUUGGUAUCAGAAGAUCAAGACGAAAAUGGCUCUGUAUCUCCCCAUCAGAAGGAACUCAUCUAUACCAGCUGUUGGGACGGCUCGGCACCAAGCAGCGGGUAAUUCACCCUUGGGGAAAAACGUAUUCCUUGUCGGGGAAUCGCAACAUAUCGGUACAAUCUCAUUCACGUACGACCCAGUCAGCCUAAGGCCUCUUCGAUUCCCAAUGGGCUUUACCCACGAUUUAUCAUUGAUCACCAACGACCGAGGGCUUCCACAAAUGGUAACACCUAACCACACACCACAGGUGUCCGGCUGGGGUGCCUAUAAGGAUGUCUUAGAUGGCAAUCCUGUCUUUGUGACGGGUUUCAAUGUUUCAACAGGGAACCAAAUCCGUAGGAUAGGAACGGGAAUAUCAAGACGUGCGCACCAAGCUAUUGUCGAGGGAUCCCAAUAUUUCUGGGACAAAGAAUUGCUAUCACAAAGUGUCUCUAUCCUAUGGAGGACGCAGAAUGACCAAGACUCCCUACAAGGCCUCUCCGGUACUGCUUUAUGCCUUGGUCUGGUUUCAGAUAAGACAUGCCUUGCUGUUUGUUUCCAGAACUUUGAGUCGCCAUUACGCUCCCAAGCUUCCCUCAACGAAGAUCAUCGUGGUACACCGAGUCACGAAUAUCCUGGGAUUCGUAUCAAAGGUGGGUUUCUUUUACCACCAGAGAUGAGAGAAUGCCAAAUUCUCUGUGAUGCGCCAGAAACACCUGCUGGCUCUGCCACGUACCCUAGCAGAGAGAGAGCUACCGCGGGCUUAAGAAGGUCAUUUUCUUCCCAUCGUUAA
Molecule: messenger RNA, 1632 nt
Organism: Penicillium verrucosum
Lineage: Eukaryota; Fungi; Ascomycota; Eurotiomycetes; Eurotiales; Aspergillaceae
Exons: 4
Coding region: 1-1632 (543 amino acids)
Source: RefSeq, a predicted model, not a curated record